UAAAGAAUAUAUUGCAAAGUUAAUUCCUGGUUAGUUUACUAGCUAACUAAGAAGAUUUUUUUAAAUUGAUGACGUCAAAAAAUCAAUUACGUCACCUAUAGCAUGAUGAUGUCGCAUGCUGAAAGUUGAUUUUUGCUAAAAUCUUGCUAAACCUUGAAUACCAUUUAUUACGAAUAUAAAUUUGGGACAGUUUGAACGUGGGUAAAAUCAUAUCUUCAUCGAGUAGACUUCACAUUUCUGUUCUUUCUCUUCUUCCUUUCCAACAUGUCCGAGCCUCUGAUGACUCUGUCGUAGGAGUAGAAAAGAAAACAGAACUCACCGUCCAAACACUCGAAUCCGUGACCGCCAAGAGCACCGAUGUUGCGAAAUCAAGACCUUCGACGUCGCAACUGCGUCUGAUGUCGGCAAAAUCUGCUUCUCCACACAUUGUGCUGCGCGCACUCAUGGCGGACUCGGAAGCAGGGUUUCCAUUACGGCAGUACGCCUUGCGGUCGGAAACCAAGGAUGUAUCGAACGCUUAUGACUUUCUUUCUGCCCUGGAAUACCUCAACGGUAUAAGUGAGACGCAGAAUGUUUCCAAUUCGACCUCGAAAACUAACUCCGUCCAGUAUGGUGCGAUUGAAUCAUACGCAGUGAUGCAUGCCUUUCUACUGAAAGACUCUCAACAUUAUAUUUCUCCACCCCGAAAAUAUAAAUCUUCGAUCAACCAGUUGGAACAAACGCUGAAGAGAUUGACAGCUCCCGGAAAAAGGGCAGACAGUAGAGUGUCAUCUAGUGUAUUUCGAACAAUGAAACAAUACGCAACGAGCGUGAUCGGAGCUUGCUUGAAUCGUUACAAGAAACACGAAGUUCAGCAUUUUAAAAGAGCAAAGGAGGGAAUAACAGACUCUGUAGAUGAAAACGAAGGCACCAAUGAAGGUGUUGUCACGCCGGUUGAAACAGCCACAAAACAAAUCGAUGAUUCCAGUACCACAGUCAGUGAAACGACUACUGGUUUGAGUCGCCCCUGGUUUACAGACGAUACGAGCACAUCAGAAACAGACUCGGCAAGCACUAUGUACUCAUACGACGUCGAACGUCUCCGACAACUUGCAGCCUCUAUUCGAAAAAAAGGAGCAAAAGUAAAUCCAAGAGCCAAGAAGACAACUAACGCAAGAGGUAUUGUGAGAAGAAAAACUGCGAUUCCCGGCCAUCAAGCAUCGAAGGUUCAAUUCACACUUCCUAGCAGUAAAGACGGCUCUGAGAGGGCAGACGCCGAUUCGGAGAUAAAAGAAGACGUCGAAGGAGGUCGAAAAAAGAAGAGCAAGGCUGCUCGCAAUCAACAUCCAAACAGAAUGACUUUUGCUGAGAUAAAGACAAAUAAGUUGCUUUACACAUUUAUGAAAAAAUAUGUCAGCCAAUGCGAAAGUGUGGAGGUUCAAAAUGUUCUGCUGAUGUACGGGUUAUGCGAAGUUCUGAUAUCAAUACCAGCUACUGAACUUACACGAAUUAGCGCUUUGUCUUCAGAACUAGUUCGUACAUAUCUACAUUCAUCCGGUCCAAAACAAGUAGCAAUGCCAACCGAGAGGUAUGCUCAGCUCAUUUCCGAACUUCCUCAGCCGACAGAGCAUGCAAUCAGAGAGAUACAAGAGUAUGUUGUACCUACCUUGGACCAGGCUGCUGCCAACUUUUCCCUCGGUUUCAGUACUUUGUUAAAAGAGUAUAAACUUGAUAUACGAAGCGAUCUUGGCCAGCAUAUGAAUACAGCAGAGCUGGCAUUGCGAACACUGACGCUAAAACCGAGCAGUAAGCGUCGGAGAACGCUGGGCAAGCACUCGGCUCGUCAAACUCCGACUUCAGAUCAUAAAGUUUCGUUCAUUAAAUCACUUGUCAAGCGACGGAGGGGGAAAUGCCGAUUGAAUUGCUUCAUUUUUAUAAAUAUCUACAG
Ciona intestinalis (vase tunicate) is the source of this 1927-nucleotide messenger RNA. The record is from RefSeq and is a predicted model, not a curated record. Lineage: Eukaryota; Metazoa; Chordata; Ascidiacea; Phlebobranchia; Cionidae.